AGCCAUGUUGCUUUGAGAGCACAGAGGCCCCGCUUUCCGCGGCGGCCUCGCCGCAGAGACCACUGCGGCAUGUAUCAUGGCGGACGGCGCAGGUCCCCAUCACCUCCAAUAAAUGGACGGUCAAGACUCGCAGUCAGAGAUGAACAAAGAGAUGCCGCUGCAGCGCAGGAGGUCCCGCUCCCGGGGGCCUGGGCGCCGAUGGCCAGCUUGCAGCCGCAGGCCUUGGCCUCGAGGCAUUCCUUCGCGGCGGGCGCCGAUGGGUCGCUGCUGAGCAUUAGCGGUGGAAGUUUGUUCGAGACGACACUGGAGGGCCAUCAACAACUUCAGUUGGGCCCACGGCCCCGGCCACUGACCUGUUUGGCCAACUCGCCCUGUGGGAAGUGGUGGGCCAUCGGCGAGUCCUGCUUUGGCGGCCGCCCGGGGCAGGUGAUCAUCAUGGGCUGCGAGAAAGCACCGGAAGCCUCUUUGCCCGUGGGGGUGCGCCGCACGGCCAAGCACAUUUGCUGGGCCGCCAACGGUGAGUUGAUAGCGGCCGUGGUGGAGUUUGAGUCAGAACAGGCGCCAGGGGAGCAGCAACUUGUUGUUUGGUCCUGGCCAUCGGGUGAACGCCUGGCGAGCACCAGUUGUGGCCGUGGUAUACAGGACAUUUGUGGCUCCCCUGAGAGUGCACUGCUGCUAACCGUGGGACCCGGCGGCGCGAAGCUUUGGACCCUGAUGCGACAGGAUUCCAUCUCGGCGACCAUGAAGAUUGGGAUGAAGGCAGCGCUGGGCCUCCCCUUGCGCCUGCUGGGUCGCCAGUUGCCAGCACCCAAACACCGCAGGAAGGAGGACUCCUUGGUGGCGGUGGCGUGGGGCUUGGAGAGUUGCCUCUUCCUGGUCACGCGCUCGGGGUCUUUGGGUGUGACUUCCUGCGACACGAGCUCGGGGUCUUUGGGCGCCGGCGCGGGCACGUGGCGAGAGAUGGGGCGCCGAGCCUUCGCGUUGGCUUGGGCCCCUGCCUUUGCAGGGCCUUUGCGUGUCGGCCCAGCAGGGCUCCUGGCGCUGGGCCUGGCGGGGCGCGUGGAGAUCCUCGACGCCGCUGACAUGACCACCCUUUGGACGCUCGAGUCUUUGGGAAAUGGCCCUCAGGCGGAGGCUGUGGGCUUCGCCAGUAACACGGCGCUUGGCAGCCUUUGGGUCCUGUAUGCGGAUCGCUCGCUCUCCUACUUCGACGAGCCGAACGGCCGUUCGGAUGCCGCCUGCUGGAGUCUCCCUGGUGCGGUGAGCGAUCUGCGGUCAGCGCAGGGGGUGCCAGGUCAUCUCCUCACAAAGGUGGUGACCUCCGGUCCAUCGAGUUUACAGCUCUGGGGUCGCCUGCUACAAGGGGACCUGCGCUUGGAGGCACAAGAAGAGUUGCCCAACGCCUCAGUGACUGCAGUGGCGGUGUCUCCCUGGUUGAUGGCCUGUGGACUCUCCAAUGGUGAGAUCCGCUUGUUCGCCACACUGCACGAGCUGCGGCCACUGGGCGUGUUGCCGGUGAAGCAUGCGGCGGAGGUGACUGGCCUGAGCUUUGGCCACUGGAAGCCGGCGAGUCUGCGGCCCAUGAUCUUGGCCUCAGUGUCGCACGAUAGGAGUGCCCUGGUGUUCAACAUCGAUUUGCAGGGGGACGGCGGCAUCAACGGAAGCCAGGCGAGCCUGCUGCUGCACCUUCAGCACCAUUCAGGGCCGGUGCAUCACGUCUGCUUGCUGACCUGUCCGCUCGAGCUGACGGCCGACCCUGACGCGUCCACUAGCACCAGUGAGGUCUUCCGGAUGGUGGUCUGCACUGAGGAGCAGCUGAUUUGGCGCGAGUUGGAGUACAAGGAUGGCUUCACCACUGUCCACAGGAGUGCUCGUCAGCAAGCCGCACGGGGUGCGAAGUGGGUGGGCGCCGCGGCGGACGAGCAGCGCGGCGUCUUCUUCGCAGCCUGCAGCAAUCGGCGGCUCAUUGAGCUGGAUCGCGCCGGUCGCCGGGUGCACGAGCUGCGGCUGGCUGGAGGCAAUGCCGUGGAGCUAGUGGGGCCUGUGCACUUCAACAGCUCCACCCAGCUCUUAGCCGUUGUCAUGAAGGGUGCGGCAGGUGUCCUUCUGUGCGACACCCGCAGCACCGAGCGCGGUGCGCGGCUCGCCCCGCGGGCGCGGCUGACGGCGGGGCAACUGGAGCCCCCCAGCGGGGUGACGAUUUUGCCGGGCGAGCAGAUCUUGGCCUGUUGGUUGGAUGGGACCAUGUUGAGCUGGCGGGCUCCAGAGAAGCAGGUCCGCCAGGUGAGUCGGCAGAGUGACCGGGAAGUCCGCCGCCCGCUGGCCUCGCCCCACGGCCUUGGAACGCGCCUGGCCACCGCGCGGAAGUUGAGUGGCAGCCCGGAGCCCCGCGGCAAAGGCGCCGCACGCGGCGACGCUCCGCGCUUGUCCUCCGUGCGGGGGGCACGGGCUGCGUCAAUGGCAGUGUCCAGGGGCGGCGUUGGCUGGUUCAGUGCACGGAGUGAAGAGAAGAUGGUGGAGACGAAGACGGUUGCUCCAUACACAGCUCGACAAGCUCCGACCCGACCGAGAUUUGCACCAGCGCAGGCGAAGGAGCCCCCGGGCGAGCCUCGCACCGAGGGUCUUCAAGAGCUCAGGCGGCUCUUGGCUUCUUCGCCGAGUCCCCCUCGCUGGGCAGAGACUUCGGUGGUGGAGGGUGACCUCGCUCCACCCGCGGGCGGCGAAAGUGCUGCGGGCGCUCCAAGUGGAGCACCGCUGGGGAAGUGGGCGCGUGGCAGUUUGGUAGGCGCCCAAGUCCGUUCAGCGUCCGACCUGCAGCGCGUGGGGCCGCGGGAGGAGCGCUGCGACGGGAGCCAUGCGGUGCCGCGCUGCGCCUCGGAGGGUGCGCAGCGAGGGCGCCGCCUCUUCUGCGCCUGUGGUCGUUGCGGUGCAAAGCCUCGGCUGCCGCCAAAGCCACUGUUUCCUCCACCGACCACAGUUCCUGCGGUCCCCGCGGAGUCGACGUUAGACCUCAGUGGCAUGUCCAGCAGCAGCGCGGGCGGAGUCGGCGUUCGAGCCUCCAACGGGCUCGCGACGCAGGUGCUUGGCCUCGCCUCCCUGCCGACCCCCUGCCGCGGACCGCGUUCCGGUGCACUGGAGCGGGGCGUGGACCGCGUGCAGCGACCGAACAGCCUCAAGGAGUUGGUGAGCUCCGUGGUGACUUUGCGAAAGCGCCUGGCAGGGGCACCCGCCCACAGAGAUGAGGCAGAGGCCUUGCUAGCUCCACUCCAGAGGUUUGAGUCCUUGCUGCGUUCCCAAAUGAAAGACAGCCUCCAGAUGUAAAGAGCAGAUCUUUGCACGAAUUGUGUGGUUUUUUGUGCAUUAAUUCAUUGACUCAGAUGCCGAUCGAUUCCCGACUUGCUGCAGAAAUCGCGGCAGAAGCGUUACGAGCUGAGCGUCACUAAUUCAGGUUGGCGGCAUAGGUGAGAGAGAUUGUGAGACACAAUGUAUAGCUGCAAGUCUGCACUAUGCGGGCAGUUGAAAAAA
Durusdinium trenchii is the source of this 3525-nucleotide messenger RNA. The record is from the annotation of a GenBank genome assembly. Lineage: Eukaryota; Dinophyceae; Suessiales; Symbiodiniaceae.